Drosophila arizonae is the source of this 420-nucleotide messenger RNA. It is a transcript of the gene fit, whose product is annotated as female-specific independent of transformer. The record is from RefSeq and is a predicted model, not a curated record. Lineage: Eukaryota; Metazoa; Arthropoda; Insecta; Diptera; Drosophilidae.
UUGAAUUGCGCCUUUUAUUAAUUUUACAUAAUGCGUGUCUCGUGCAUCGUACUGCUUGCCUGUUCAUUGGCACUAGCUCAGGCCGGCACCUGGCGCCAAUCCCAGGACUAUAUUUCGAGUGAUGAAGUCAGACCCAGCUGGACUCAUAGGCAUUCCGAAAUGUGGCCCUGUGAUGUGGCUGAUUAUCCCGAAGCCUAUUUGCUCAUCCACAAAGUUGAGAAGCGUUUGCAACGCAUGAACGACGAGCAGUUGAAAAACAGAAUUGUGGACUAUGUCGUGGGCGAAUUGAGGGACUGCAAAACAGGAAAUGAGAUGGACGAGCACUGUGUAAAACGUUCCAUUGGCUAUGCCAUGUCAUUCAUUAAUCGUCACAAACACCAGCAGCUAUAAUAUUAAUAAACUAAACGAUUUAUAUAUCAA